CAGGGGCGGAGCUUAUUGGUCGGUCAUUGAUCAGACAGACAGCAGCAGGACUGGAGGUGUUAAAGUAUGAUGGACUCUGUCACAGGACUGAUUGCUGGGGCAGCAGGGGGCGGAGCUCAGGCUAAUGAGGGUGUGGAGGAAGGGGGCGGAGUCAGACGGAGAGCCCCUCCAAUUGAGAUGAAGCUGGUGCCGCUGGAGGAGUCAGAUGUCACGCUCAACAGUGACAUCACCGCACUGAUGCUGCAGCAGCAUGUCAACCGCAGGAAAGCAGCAGUUUACCUCACACUGACCGGCCUGCUGAUCUUCACUACAGCGUUCCUGCUGGGAUACGUGGCGUUUCGCGGGAUGUGUCAUCUGUGCCGCAGCGAGCCGGACAACAUUCCUCUGAGCGACGCUCUGGGAGAUGACCGGCAGCCUGAGGGAGCAGUCCUGUACAUGGUAGAGCUCAGAGAGAUGAUGAAAAAAUACCUGAAGGAGGAGCGCAUCGAGAACACACUCAGGCGUGUGAGCCGGGCAUCUCAUCCUCCGGGCUCAUCUGAAGGAAAUGCCCUCGCCAGAGAAAUCCUGCAGAACCUGCAGAACCUGGGCAUGGACCACACCUGGACCGACUCGCACUACGCCACACUGCAGUUUCCCUCCAGGACGCAGCGGAACACUCUGUGGUUAGUCGAUUCUGAGGGGGCGGAUUUUGAAGAGAUUCCAUUGGACAGUGAGGGAUACUGUGCUUAUAGUGCCACUGGAACAGCCACGGGUGGUUUGGUGUAUGUAAACUAUGGUCGGCGUGAGGACUUUGAUCAGCUGCGUGUGAUGGGCGUGUCCCUCAACGGCUCCAUUGCCAUGGUGCGGGUCGGAGGGGGCGUGAGCUUUGCUGAAAAGGUGUGGCUUGCGCAGGAGGCGGGGCAUGUGGGCGUUCUCAUCUACCCUGAUCCUGCCGACGUUCCACAGGAUCCACGGCGACUCGGGCUCCAUAGCAACGCCGUCAUCUCAGAACACGUGCAUCUGGGCUCUGGUGAUCCGUUCACACCUGGGUUUCCCUCCUUUAACCACACCCAGUUCCCGUCCACCCAAUCAUCAGGCCUGCCAAUCAUUCCGGCCCAGCCAAUCAGUGCCAACGUGGCUGCCAAACUGCUGAGCCAGCUCUCAGGUGCAGUGUGUCCGCGUGGUUGGCAGGGUCGUCUGCCAUAUGUUCAGUGUGUUCUGGGUCCGGGCUUCUCUGGUGUGGGUGUGCGGCGGCUGAAGAUGGCCGUCUACAACAGCAUGAAGCCGGUGCUGCUCAACAACAUCUUUGCCUCCAUUGAGGGAAAAGUGGAGCCCGAUCACUAUAUAAUAAUCGGGGCCCAGAGGGAUGCGUGGGGCCCAGGGGCCGUGAAGUCUGGCGUGGGAACGGCCCUCCUGAUGGAGCUAGCAAGAACAUUCAGCAACAUGGUGGAAAACGGCUUUUCCCCGCGCCGCAGUCUGCUGUUUGUCAGCUGGGAUGGAGGAGAGUUUGGGAAUGUUGGCGCCACUGAGUGGCUGGAGGGUUACCUGACGAUGCUGCACCUGAAGGCUGUGGCGUAUUUCAGUCUGGAUCAGGCCAUCCUGGGUGAUGAUGUCCUGUCGGUGUACAGCAGUCCUCUUCUCUCUCACCUCAUCGAAGGAGCCAUCAAACAAGUGGAGCACCCCAAACACACGGGACAGUCCAUCCUCUCUCUGGUGCAGCGGCAGGGCGGAUGGAGGAACAUAGUCAAGCCGUUGUAUCUGAACAGCGGCGCGUACAGUUUUACCGCAUUCGGAGGAGUUCCUGCCAUGCAGCUGCAUUUCACUGAGGACGCUCGCUCUUACCCAUUCGUCAACACUCAGCUGGACAGUGUGGGGCGUCUGCAGGAGCUCCUGCAGGGGCGUCUGGGCUCAGUGGGUCGAGCCGUGGGUGAGCUGGUGGGUCUGAUGGUCCUCAAACUGGCCCAUGAUCACAUCCUUCCACUGGACGUGUCCUGCUACAGCAGCAGUGCUCAGCAGCUCAGCUCCACACUCAGCCUGCACGCCGCACAGCUACAGUCUCGAGGGUUGUCUCCGCAGUGGGUUUUCAGCGCACGCGGCGAUUACAGCAGAGCCGCCAAAAACCUACUGGAGGCCAUCAAAAACAGCGACACGCAGGAUGAAAAACUGGCCCGACUCUACAACACACGCAUAAUGAGGGUUGAGUACUACUUUCUGUCUCAGUACGUAUCAGUGGUGGAGACGCCGUUCCGGCAUGUGUUUCUGGGGCGUGGAGAUCACACACUGAGCUCUCUGGCAGAUCAUCUGAGCCAGCUGCGUUUGGAGCCGCAUCGCUUCGAUGAGGCCCGUUUCCGAAAGCAGCUAGCGCUCUUCACAUGGACACUGCAGGGAGCCGCUAAUGCGCUCAGCGGAGACGUCUGGAACAUCGACAACCCACUGUAGAGACAAACAAACCGGCAACUAUUUAUACUCACACACACACACAACAUUAGCUGUGUUUCCAUUCACAGAUGCUAACUAGAUUUGUGCGCAAACUUGAAAUAUUGCAUAAAAUGUUUGCAAGUAAAGCAACGUUCGAGGCAAAGAGAAGAAAAUCAUCACUUCCUGCUAAAACUGCACAGAUAUCACUGAGAGAAGUGUAGUUUGCUGCACUGUUGGGAUUCGCCACUGUGAUGUUUGUACCUCUGUAGUUGCACCUCAGAAGACGAAACGUAAUGAACGCAUUGAAUGCAGUGGCUUUUGGAGGCGAGAGUGCAGACAGAUGCUCAAAACAGUUCUGGAGGAAAUAAAAACAGAACAAUAAUACUGAAGCACUGUGAUGACAGACUGAUGGAGGGCUGAGGCCUUUUACUGUCACACAACUGAUUAAGCUAGUUUUCUCAUGAUCAUGACAUAUCAGAAAGUUGUUCUCUCGUUAUCAUGACACAAUUUUCUCAUUAUCAUGACAUUAUCAAGUUUUCUCCUUAUCACGACUUUACUCAUGAUCUUGACAUAACAAAAGGUGUUCUUGUUAUCACAACUUAAUUUUCUCGCAAAUAUUCCAAAAUGCGCAUACAAAUAUGUAGAUGGAAACACAGCUAUUGACCCCAAUUUCACUGCACCACAUCUGGUUCAUUGUUUCUGCUCGAUACGGCUGGUUUGCUAUGUUCUUUCUCAUCUUUUUUUUUUCAUGAAAUUGUCAGUGACCUCAAGCUACGUCUACAUUAAUCCAAAGACUAUCGAUAUACACAAAGACGGUCCACUCGCACAACUGCCCUCAUAGAAAUCUAAUAUAUGAAAAUAUAUGCAAAUUAUAUAUAUGACAGACAAGUUCAUAUUUGGAUUUCACAUUUAAAAAAAGUCAUAUAUGGGGUGGCACGGUGGGUCAAUGGUUAGCACUGUCGCCUCACAGCAAGAAGGCUGUUGGUUCGAGUCCCAGCUGGGUCUGUUGGUGUAUCUGUGUGGAGUUUGUAUGUUCUCCCCGUGUUGCUGCUCCGGUUUCCCCCACAGUCCAAACACAUGCGUGAUAGGGGAAUUGAUGAACUAAAUUGGCCGUGUGUAUGGGUGUUUCCCAGUACUGGGUUGCGGCUGGAAGGGCAUUCGCUGUGUAAAACAUAUACUGGAAUAGUUGGCAAUUCUUUCCGCUGUGGCGACCCCUGAUUAAUAAAGACACUAAGCUGAAGGAAAAUGAAUGAAUGAUUUUAUUAAUGUGUUUAUAUAUGGCCAUAUAUGUAAUUAUAUCUAAUAUAUAUAUAUACAUUAUUAAGUUUUAAAAACUGUAUUAAUCCCACCAGGGGCAAUUAGAUUAGGGUAGUAUAUUUCAUGAAUACAACAAACACAUAAAGAGACAAAUCACUUACAAACAGUGUUAAAAAACACAAAACAGCUUCAUAAUGACUUCAUAAACAGUACUAAAACAUAGGAAAGACCCGAAUAUUAAAAAUGGAAAACUUGCUAAAAUGUAAGGUUGUAAAGCCUUAUUGCCUCAGGAACAAAGGAGAAUUUACAUCUGCUAGAAGAGCAUCUGGUGCUUCUAAACCUUCUUCCAGAGGGCAACAGAACAAAAAAGAAAGACUUCAGAGGAUGGACAUCAUCUCCUAUCACACUUUGAGUUUUCCUUAGCAUUUGCUGUUCGC
This is a messenger RNA of Danio aesculapii, 4091 nucleotides long. RefSeq names its product transferrin receptor 2 (gene tfr2). The transcript has 19 exons. Gene Ontology annotation, biological process: endocytic iron import into cell; transferrin transport. Gene Ontology annotation, cellular component: external side of plasma membrane. Lineage: Eukaryota; Metazoa; Chordata; Actinopteri; Cypriniformes; Danionidae. Bases 67 to 2418 code for a protein of 783 amino acids. The record is from RefSeq and is a predicted model, not a curated record. Gene Ontology annotation, molecular function: transferrin receptor activity.